Nezara viridula (southern green stink bug) is the source of this 279-nucleotide messenger RNA. The record is from the annotation of a GenBank genome assembly. Lineage: Eukaryota; Metazoa; Arthropoda; Insecta; Hemiptera; Pentatomidae.
AUGGACCAGGCAGUUUAUGGAUUGGUAUCCAAGAGAGCACGUGAGAAAGAGAGGACGCCCGCCGACAGACUGGGACAAGGAGAUGAAGAAGACGUGCGGGGGAGCAGCCUGGAAGAGAGUAGCAUUAGAGAGGAAAGAAUGGAAAAGGAUGGAUCAGGCCAAUUAAGGGAUCAUAACUGGCGCGAUGAGGCUGUUGGGGAAUGUCGUACCCUCAGACGACAAAAUAAGAGCAAGAGGUAUUGUGCUGACCUCGAGACGGCUGAGUGCGGGGGCAAUUAG